UUGCAUUGGUUAGCUAGCUAGCUAGGUCUACCAUACGUCCAUACCACCUCUCUAGCUGCUGGGCGCUGCUGCUGCUAGCUUAUUCUUCUUCCAUCACACACAUCUCUCUUCAUUCUUCUUCCCUGCUGGUACUUACUGGUAGCACCUAUCUAUUUGUAGGAGCCGAGAGCCAGAAUCCAUCCAAUUCCUCUCCAUCAUAUCGACCUAGUUGCGCGCACGUACAUAUACGAUCUAUCUCAUCUCAUCUCAUCUCAUCUCAUCUCAUCUCCCAUCGAUCGAUCCAGUUGCAGAUCGAAAUGGAUCAUCAUCAGCAGCAGCAGCCUGCGCCAUGCGUGCCCCCAGGGUUCAGGUUCCACCCCACGGAGGAGGAGCUGGUGGGGUACUACCUCGCCCGCAAGGUGGCCGCCCAGAAGAUCGACCUCGACAUCAUCAGGGAGGUGGAUCUCUACAGGAUCGAGCCAUGGGAUCUCCAAGAGAGGUGCAGCUACUACGGCGGCGCCGGCGGCCAGGACGAAGAGCCCGCCGAGUACUACUUCUUCAGCUACAAGGACCGCAAGUACCCCAGCGGCACCCGCACCAACCGCGCCACCGCCGCCGGCUUCUGGAAGGCCACCGGCAGGGACAAGCCCGUGCUUAGCUCCUCCUCCUCCAGGUCGUCAUCCCUCGGCGGCGUCGGCGUCAUAGGCAUGAGGAAGACGCUCGUCUUCUACCGCGGCCGCGCGCCCAACGGCAGGAAGACCGACUGGAUCAUCCACGAGUACCGCCUCCAGAACAAUGAGCACGCGCCGGCGCAGGAGGAAGGAUGGGUCGUCUGCCGCGCCUUCCAGAAGCCCAUGCCCAACCAGCAGCAGAGGCACGCCUGCUACGCCGCCGCCGCCGCCGCCGGAUAUCCGGCCGGCGGAUACCCCAGCUACUACUACAUGAGCGGUGCCGGCGCUGCAGCUCCGGCGCUGCUUCAUCACGACCACAACAACAGCUUGGCAGCGGAGUCCAAGCUGCAGGUGCAGCUCCUCGCCGACAUGCCGCCGCUCCAGAGCCCAGCCAUCGACGCCGCCGCCCACAGCUACGACCAACAAUCUGCGGUGGAGUCGUCGGCGGUCGACUGGAACCUGCUCAGCAGCCUGCUGCCGUCGGCGCAGCUCAACUUCCACCAGCAGCCGGCUUCUCCUCCUUCUUGCUCCAAGAACAACAACAACGACCUGUGAUCCGUCACCAUUAUUACAUUCACGACUGAUUAUACAAACGUGUAUUGACGACGAGUAGCUAUAUAUUUUGUAGGGUGUAUUCAUCAUUAUAUUUCACUGAGAGAGAUCUGGAACUGAUUCAUCAGCUACCACCACUUACCACUAGCUAGUUGUCAUGCAUAUACUGAAUUCCUGAUCCAUUUGUUCCUGCUACAUAUAUGCAACUGUAUUAUUGAUCACAACACAACAUCAUUUCAUUGCCUAUAAACUAUAUGUAUGGAUGGUUUAAUUUUCUCU
Molecule: messenger RNA, 1481 nt
Organism: Setaria italica (foxtail millet)
Lineage: Eukaryota; Viridiplantae; Streptophyta; Magnoliopsida; Poales; Poaceae
Product: NAC domain-containing protein 30
Exons: 2
Coding region: 297-1205 (302 amino acids)
Biological process (GO): regulation of DNA-templated transcription
Molecular function (GO): DNA binding
Source: RefSeq, a predicted model, not a curated record